AUGGCAAGUCUACAGGGCGAGAGUAUCUCGUCCAUGCAGUCGAUGGUCCUCGAUCUUCCCCCAAGCUGCAUCGAGUUUUGCCCUGCACACCCAUCAUAUUUCGUGGUUGGAACAUAUCAUCUCGAAAAGGAAGCCGACGAACCACCAAGUAGCACAGAAACACCAGGAGAUAACGAUGAGGACCCAUCUGAGACCAAGGCCGGCAGCCAAUCUCAGAGUAGAAACGGCAGCCUGAUUGUCUUUGAGCUUCAAGACGGACAAGUACAUGCCGUCCAAACCAUCCCUCAGCCUUCCGCCGUUUUCGAUCUACACUUCCAGCCACAAGGUGACAAAGGCGACAUCUGCGCCGCAGUAUCGAGCACAGGAACAAUUUCCUUCUUCAAACUCUUGCCUCCUUCUCCUCCUGCAGGGACAGGACCUCGAGGCCAGGACGAUGAGACAUCAGAACCGAGAGGAGAGAUCCUCAGGCCCCUGAGCGUCCUGCGGAUACCAGAUCUGGGCGAGGACAUCCUCUUCACGUAUUUUGCCUGGCACCCCACCGACGCCGGCCUCAUGGCCAUCACCACAGCCGGCGGGCAGGUCAUCCUCGUCCAGAUCCACGAUGACUACCAGGGCCUCGACGUAUCGCACGAGUCUCUCCUCGAGCACAGUAUGGAGGCCUGGGUCGCUGCCUUCUCCUCGCCACCACCACCGCCACCAUCACCACCCGCCGAGUCCACCCCACCCCCCUACACAGUCUUCUCCGGUGGCGACGACUCGGCACUAAAGUACACCACCCUCAACUCCUCAUUUAAUCCAUACACCCCAACCCUCACACCCUACCCCGCCAUCACACUGACCAACCACACCGCAGGCGUGACCGCCCUCCUCCCGCUCUACCUGCCAGCCUCCCCUCACCACCACCACCAACACCUGAUCCUUCUCCUCACAGGCAGCUACGACGACACCCUCCGCGUCUUCACCAUCGAGCCCCUACACACCACCUACGGCGCGCGCAAGGCGACCCUCCUCGCAGAGAUCAACCUCGGCGGCGGCGUCUGGCGGCUGAACGCCAUCGGCAAUCCUGUAGCUGUCGCCGGGAGAGGUGGAGCGUGGGAGGUCAUUGUGCUCGCCUCGUGUAUGCACGCCGGCCCGCGGGUGCUGAGGAUCCGGGGGGUCGGCGGACAGGAGGAGGAGGAGGAGGAGGGGGGGGGGAGAGGUGCGGCUGUGAAUGUGAACGUGGAAGUGGAUGUGUUGGGGCGGUUUGAGGAGCACAAGAGUAUGAACUACGGGAGCGACUGGUCUAGGAUCGAGAGCAGGCUGGUCCCUUCGGCGGGCGAGAAGAGGGGUGAGGUCUUGUGUGUUUCGACGAGUUUUUAUGACAGGCUGCUUUGUGUUUGGAAGUGCAAGUUGCCUGCUCGAGAGGGCGACAUAAAUUGA
Cryphonectria parasitica EP155 is the source of this 1419-nucleotide messenger RNA. RefSeq lists its product as uncharacterized. The record is from RefSeq and is a predicted model, not a curated record. NCBI's taxonomy places the organism in Eukaryota, Fungi, Ascomycota, Sordariomycetes, Diaporthales, Cryphonectriaceae. The transcript has 3 exons. Gene Ontology annotation, molecular function: protein binding. The coding region runs from base 1 to 1419 and encodes 472 amino acids.